UGUAUGUGCAAUGUACAGCCAAACCUAUGGAUUGGGCAUCCAUGAAAUGGGGUAUCCGCCUACUCAGUGACACUCAUAGAACACAACUGUGAAGAGUUACACAAAUAUUAUCAUCAUAGCUCUUAUUGCGGGACACUUAAAACGCUGUAAAAUAUGCACUAUUUUUAUCAGUCUGUGUCAGUUUCGAUGGGGGACUAUUAUUUUGAAGGAAAACCGCCGUUUCCACUAAUGUUGUUCACAGCGAACACGCCAGUAGUCCACGUCAACAGAAUACUAACGCGAUGACGUAAAUGGCUAGGAACUCAAAUUCUUGCACUGACCACUGGAUGGCGCAAGUGCAGUUCCUUUAUCAGAGGCCACAUGGAUAAGGGCCCUACAGAGGCCAAAUGGCAUAAUUGAAAACUUUAAUUGAUAAGCCUAUUAUUUUUGCUGUAGUAUUUCUUAUCUAUGGUAUUUAAAAUGUCAUACAAAUUAGCCUACUCAGAAUAAAUUAACAAGUGACUAAAAUUGGAGUCUUGAUAAUCAUUUUAUAAUGCGUGUCAAUUGUGGUCUAGGCUAUAAGAACAAAUAAAAUGUUAUUGGUCACGUACACAUAUUUAGCAGAUGUUAUUCCAGGUGUAGCGAAAUACUUGCGGCCGUAGCUCCAACAGUGCAGAAGUAUUUAAUAAUACACAACAAUACACACAUCUAAACAACUAAGAACAACUAAGAUGUUUCUUGGUGAAUAGUUUAAAAAAAACGAGACAAAUAAAGCUACGCAUCAGUAUUGCGUAGCCUAAUUUGAUCCUUUUUCUUUAUGGUGUGGUGAUGAACUUCAUGUUAUUUUUAUCAUUCACCUACCUACCUCUACUAGCUACUAGGCCUAUCUGAAUAGCUGGGUGUAAGAACAACGGUUCGCUGGGUGGAGCUGCCCGCUGCUUCUGUCGGGCUCCCUGAGGCAAAUGCGAUUAGCAAAUCUUGCCAUUCCCUCGACAAGUCCACAUAGUAGUUUUGUUUAGGCACGCAUGAAGCUGAACGACAUGGCUGUAGCUUCUUUCUCCCAGCGAACCCUCGAGCAGUCAGCUGGUUUGAAAAAACGUUAUCUGGCUUUAGUCUACGUUUUAUCCACAUAGGAAAUACCGUUAGUUUAUUUCUCAUAGUCCGCCCCGAGUGUGACGUGCUUUUUGUGUGGUUGUUCGCUGGGGGUAGAGACAGCUGUCAGGAACGCCCCAAGAAUUGGAGUAGGCUACGAGUAUCAAGAUGCAUUCAUUGACCAAGAAUAUCAUCUGAGAAAAACGUUCGGAGAUUAUUGAUAGGAGUUAUCGAUGAUAUCCUCAACAAUAGCGGUAUUUCUAGAAUUUUUCCUGGACUGAUUACCAGCAAAGUGUCAGGAAUGCCCACUGUCCUCACACUGGUUGGGUUGAUUCUGGCUCUGUCCAUCCCGAGUGCCAGGCUUGAGUCAGCUGAGCUGAGGUUCCUGGGACAGACGGACUUCGUGGUCGACGAGAGCAGCAGCACCGUGGUCCGCCUGGUGGUGGAGAGGAUCGGAGACCCGGUCAACGUGACCACACUGGUUCUGUUGGAGGGAGAUGACACAGGGGACUUUGAGUCCCCCACGGCUGCAGCCUUCCUGCUGUCGUCAGAGGCCAGUAAGACCAUAUUCAUCGCUGUAAGGGACGACGAGCUGCCCGAGGCCGACGAGACCUUUGUCUUCAACCUAAGGCUACAGAGCUCCUCCGAUGGCGUGAGACUGGGGACCCCAAACAGAGCCACUAUCACCAUCCUGUCCAAUGACAACGCCUUCGGAAUAAUUUCCUUCAACUCCACUAAACAGAUUGUCGUGGAUGAGCCUAGAGGGAGGAGCCAGUAUGUGCCUCUCAGCCUGGUCAGAGAGAAGGGGACGUAUGGGACAGUGACGGUUAACUUUGAGAUCUCUGGAGGCCCUAACUCUGCCCUGGAGGACCUCAGUCCAGACUGGGGGAACAUCACCAUCCCACCUGGACGGGCUAUGGUGGUCUUCAGCAUCCUCAUCCUGGAUGACCAGAUCCCUGAGGAUGACGAGGUGUUCACAGUAAAGCUGACGGGCGUGGCAGGCGGGGCGCUCCUCAACCCCAACAGCAGCAGCGUGGAGCUGAAGAUCCGCCGUAACGACAGCCCCUUGCGCUUCUCCCUGUCCCUGGUGGCCGUGGCCGAGAACGCCGGCGUCAUCUCCGUGACCGUGACCCGCGGCAGCCUGGCUGACCACGGCCGUCUGGUGGGCUCCGACGACACGGAGGUCUCUGUAGACUACUUGGUCGUCAGUGGCGAAGGGGCAGGCAGCGCCACACCGGCGGUGGAUUUUGUGGACCUGCAGACGGUGCACAGGGUGACGUUUCCCCCGUGGGUCUACGCGGUGCAACUGUUCUUCAGAGUCAACGAUGACAAGGUGCCAGAGAUCGCAGAGUCGUUCCAAGUGGUGCUGCUGGAGGAGACUGUGAGAGGAGACGCUGUGCUGAUCCCUCCCAAAGCCAUCCUGGUCACCAUCGAACCCAAUGAUAAGCCACACGGGGUCCUGUCAAUCAGCAGCAGCCCUCUCACUCAGCCAAUCAGUAUCAACGAGGAUGUGACGGACAGAUUUGACGGUAUCUCCAUUGUGAGGAACGGUGGGAACUAUGGCGACGUCUCCGUCAACUGGACCAUCAGUCGGAACUCCAGUGACCGCUCGCCCGUGUCAGAUGACCUGAGCCCAGUUUGGGGCACGUUGCGGUUCAGGGCGGGUCAGAUGAGUACAGCCCUGCUGUUGAACAUCACAGCGGACAAGCUCCCAGAAGAGGCCGAGGCCUUUGUCCUCCGACUGCUGCCGGACACUGUGCAGGGAGGGGCCGAGGUGGACGAGCCUAUGGAGAUGGUGUUUUACAUCCAGGACAGUGAUGAUGUGUACGGCCUGUUCCUCUUCCACCCCGAGAAGACCCAGACCAUCCAGAGUCGACCCGACAGCCGCUUCCUGUCCCUCAGCUUUCUGCGCGAGGGGGGUACCCUGGGGGAGGUGGCCCUGUCCCUCACCGCCCUCUAUCUCCCUGCUGGGCCCGUGGAUCCUGGGCUGGCCCGGGACAGGGUGCUGAACGCUAGCCGCUCUACUACCGUGCUGUUCUCUCAGGGCCAGGACCAGGCCAGACUCACCCUGCCUAUCCGCAACGACGCCUUCCUGCAAAACGGAGCCCACUUCCUUAUCCAGCUGGACAGUGUGAACCUGGUCAGUAUCAGCCCUCCAAUCCCGUCUGUGAGUCCUCGCUUCGGAGGGGCGGUCAACCUCACCCUCACAGUCACCCCUGACAUCGCAAAUGGGGAGAUCGGCUUUACCAGUAACACUACAGUGGUGGUGUAUGAGCCAGAGGACACCAACACUAGCACGGUGACCCUCAGCCUGCGGCGAGAUGGGACAGAUGGACAGGCUGUGGUAUUCUGGAGCCUUCGACCAAUCGGAGACUACCAGGCUGACGUCACCCCUGACGACCUGAAACCCCUGAGCGGCUCAGUGGUGUUCCUGACUGGACAGAGUGACGCGGUCAUCAACGUCACCGUCAUGGCCGACAACAUCCCAGAGGUCAACGAGACCCUUCUCCUCACCCUGGACAGAGUGGAGACUGCGCGCUUUGUAGUGUACUUUGUGAUUAACGUUGAGAACCAGAUCCUGAAGCCUGGCUUCACCCGUCGAGAGAUUGUCAUCGUGGAGAACGACGACCCAGGUGGAGUCUUUGAGUUCUCCUCCUUCUCCAGAGGACCCUGGUACAUCAACGAGGGUGAGGCGGUGGAGCUGCGUGUGAUCCGGACCAAGGGGCAGCUGCUCAAACAGCUGGUGCAGUACGCCCUCAUACCCUCGGGCUACACAGAGUUCUAUGGCGCUAACGGUAUCCUGGAGUUCAAGCCCGGGGAGAGGGAGGUGCUGGUAGCACUGGUGGCACGGCCUGACGGGGUCCCCGAGCUGGAUGAGACAUUCUCGAUGGUACUCAGCAGCUACAGCACUCCAACCAGUCGCCUUGGCGACCACCGAGAGGUCAACAUCACGGUGCGCAGGAACGACGACCCAUUCGGGGUCAUCGAGUUCAUCCGUUCUGGACUGGCAGAGGCCAUCAACGAGAGCAAAGGCUCCCAGUCUCACUCAGUGGCCUAUCCCGUGGUGAGGAACAGGGGUCACUUCGGGAAGGUGUCAGUGUCCUGGGUCCUAGAGCCCCACAUGUCUGCUGACGUCAGCCCCGUACAGGGAUACAUUGUGUUUGCUGAGGGGGAGUAUAUGAAAAACCUCACCCUCUUCUCUGUACCUGAUGAGAUCCCAGAGGCAAUGGAGAAUUUCACCAUCACUCUCCUUAAUGCGACAGGGGGAGCAAGACUUGGGAACAUACUCGAUGCCAGCUUGCACAUAAACAAAAACGAUAACCCGAUUUACUUUGCAGAGCCUGUGGUUGUCAGGCUUCAGGAGGGGGGCGUGGCUAACUUCACCGUUUUGAGGGCUGGUCCGGCUGACUUUGUUGCCACGGUGAUGUAUCGCGUGGACUAUGGCGAGGCGUCACCUCGUGACUUGGCCCCGCUGAGUAACGACACUGUGCUGGUGUUUGGCGUGGGACAAUGGAUGAAGAACAUCUAUGUAGUCGUGGAGGAGGACGACAUACCUGAGACCGAAGAACCGUUCUAUAUCAUUCUAUACAACACUACAGGUGACGCUGUCGUGUAUGGGGCGGACACAGCAACAGUGGUGAUUGAGGCCAAUGAUGAGGCCAACGGAAUAUUCUCCCUGGAAUCGACAGAGAGGCCUGUGAAAGAGGGCAAGACCAACAACUUCUAUGUUAUCAGGGCCAGGGGACACUUUGGCAACGUGAUGGUGUUCUGGCGCCUUUAUGCCAAUGACACAGCCCUGGAGCCUGGUCAUGAGUUCAUCAACACCUCUGGCUCCAUCACCUUCACCACGGGAGAGGAGACCAAGCCCAUUGUCCUGCAGGCCAUCUCAGACAAACUCCCAGAGUUCAACGAGUUCUACGUCCUCAGACUAAUCAACAUCUCAGGUGGUUACCCUGGCGAGGGCGGCCGAUUGGCUACUACAUCCCUCAACGCAUCCGUCCUGAUACCCUUCAACGAUGACCCCUUUGGAGUGUUCGCCAUAGCUGAUGACAACCUGGACCAGGAAGUGGCUGAGGACGUCCUGUCAGAACUGGACAUGUCUGAUGUUACUUCCUUCAACAUACUGCGGCAGCAAGGCACCUUCGGGGAUGUGCGGGUUGCCUGGGAGAUUGUAUCCGACCGUUUCCCUCUCGGCCUCCCUCCUAUGCAGGACCUCCUUCUCAGCGCCUUCUUCCCCAAGGAGGUGGAGCUCAGGCCCCACUCCAGGAGGCACCACUCAGGCACCGACGCCUGGCUCUUCUCGGGCCGCCAGGGGGCCUACGGCACCAUCAGCCCAGAGGACGGGCCUGGCAACCUGGCUAACUUCACCUUCUCGGCCUGGCUGAUUCCCAGGCUGGACACCAAUGGCUUCAUCGUGUCUAAGGGUAACAGUAACAGGACGUUGUACUAUGGGGUGAAGGUCCAGACUAAUGAGUCUCAUGUGAGCGUGAUGCUGUACUACACAGCCCUGGGGGCCAACUACACCCAGGUGGCCCGGACCACGGCAGAGAGGUUUGUGGAGGACAACGUGUGGCUCCAUGUGGUGAUCACGGCGGGUGAUGGGAUGAUUGAGUUCUUCCUGGAUGGGAACCCCAUGCCCGGAGGGGUCAAGAGUCUAAAAGGAGAGGCCAUCACUGACGGUUCAGCUCCGGUGAGGAUCGGCUCGGACCACUACGGAGAGGAGCGUUACACGGGCCUCCUGCAGGAUCUGCGUCUCUACCACAGCAGACUGAACCGCUCAGAGAUCCACGAGCUCCACACGCAGCCCGCCAAGACGGACCUGAGGAACAUCUCUGGCUACCUGCAGUACAGGCAGGACGAGAGGCAGAAGGCCUUUGAGGUGAAGGUGCGGGACGACAAGGAGGAGGAGGGGGAGGAAGUGUUCUACUUGCAGCUGGUGGCGGCCCACGGGGGGGCGCGCCUCCCCCUCCCCCGCCCCACCGCCACCCUACGGGUGAUGAAGAGUGACAACGCCAACGGCUUCUUUGGCUUCACCGGCACCUGCAUACCAAGCACGUCAGAGGAAGGCUCCACCAUCUCCUGUGUUAUUGAGCGGACGCGCGGGGAUCUGGACCACGUCUAUGUCAACUACACGGUCACUCAGCUUAACUCAGACAGCCAGGCUCCGGCCCACCAGGACUUUGCCAAUGCCAGCGGCUCGGUGCUCUUCCUUCCCGGUCAGCGCUCUGAGGUCCUGAACCUGCUGGUGUUGAAUGAUGACACCCCUGAGUUCGCAGAGUCCUUCCAGGUCACUCUGGUGUCAGCAGAGUCCGGCGAUGGGAAGCCAGGCUCCACCCCCACCAGUGGGUCCAGCAUCAAUCCUGACAACUCAGCUACCAGAGUCACCGUCAUGGCCAGCGACCAUCCCUAUGGUCUGCUCCAGUUCCAGCCGAGACUGCCGGCUGAGGGCAUAAUCCGCCCGGCAACAGAGCCUGCCCACAUCACGGUCAACGAGGAUGAUGGCGAGGUUCGCCUGCUGGUGGCCAGGGCCCAAGGCCUCCUGGGAAGAGUCAUGGUCGGCUAUAGGACCUCACCGUUUACCGCUGCCAGCCCCGAGGACUAUGAGGACUCAGACGGCAUGCUAGACUUCUUGCCAGGAGAACGCUUCAAGUACAUCAGUGUGACCGUCAUAGACAACACCGUCCCUGAGUUGGACAAGGUGUUCAGAGUGGAGCUCUACAACCCUGACGGAGGAGUGGGUCAGUUCCUUCGAAGUGAAGGCAGUGGCAGUGGAGAAAGUGACACUGACUUCUUCCUCUUGUCCUCUCACCACCGUGCCAGCUUGGGAGUUGCCUCCCAUAUCACUGUGACCAUCGCUGCCUCUGACGACGCACAUGGAGUGUUUCAGUUCAGCCUGGACUCUCUGUCUGUCAAUGGCACCGAGCCUGAGGAGGGGCGCAGCACUGUGCUGCUGCAGGUGAUGCGGUUGUUCGGUGCCUUGUCCAACGUAACUGUAUUCUGGGAGGCUGAUGUCAGCUCUGAGGAAGACCUCAUCAGCAGGGCCGGGAACCUCACCUUCCACGUGGGCCAGACCAGGGGGGAGAUUGAGCUCCAGGUGGCCCAGGACGAGGUGCCGGAGCUGGACAAGAGAUUCGGUGUGUCCCUAGUCAACGUCUCCCAUGGGCGUCUGAGUGUGAGGACUGAGGCCACUGUGACCGUGCUGGCCAGUGACGACCCCUAUGGAGUGUUUGUGUUCUCGGAGAGCAGCAGGCCGGUCCGCCUACCUGAGGGCCACACUCUGGUCACCCUCACCAUCUACAGGCAGAGGGGGCUGAUGGGAAGGGUGCGCGUGACGUACGGGACCCUGAGUGAGGCUGACGCCGCCCCCUUCUUGACCCCGGGGGUGGGCCGGGCCAAUGAGGGGAAUGAUUUUGUCCCCCUCCUGGAGUCGGUGGUGUUUGCAGCCAAUCAGAGUGAGGCUAAAGUAACCCUUCGAGUGCUGGAUGAUGAAGAGCCUGAGAGGGAUGAGUCUGUAUUCAUGGAGCUGAUCAGUGUCAAUCUCAUAGGAGGAGGACAGCAUGAGAGAUUAAUUGCCCAGUCUCCUCGUCUUGGUCCGAAGGCAGAGAUCGUGGCCCAGGUCAUAGUAGAGGCCAGUGAUGACGCCUUUGGGUUUCUGCAGCUGUCCGCCCCUGCCGUCAACGUGGCCGAGAACUAUGUUGGACCCAUUAUCAAUGUCACACGCAUUGGGGGGAUUUUUGCUGACGUGUCUGUGAAGUUCAGGGCUGUACCAAUGACUGCCAGAGUUGGUGACGACUACAGCGUAGCGUCCUCUGACGUGGUUCUCCUGGAGGGGGAGACCAGUAAGCCAGUUCCCAUCUACAUCAUCGACGAUGUGAUUCCUGAGCUGGAGGAGACCUUCCGCAUCGAGUUGCUCAACGUCACCACAGGGGGUGCUAAACUGGGGGUGCUCACCCGCACCAUCAUCACCAUCCUGCCCUCUGACGACCCGUUUGGGGCCUUUGUAUUUCAGGCUGCUCCUGUCACCAUAGAGGAGCCUGGGGUGAACUCAUUCCAGGUGACACUGCCCAUCGUGCGAAACGCUGGAGCCAUAGGGACUGUGGUUGUCCAGUGGCGAGCCACGGUGAACAGCAGAGCAGCAGUAGGGGACCUCCAGCCUGCGUCAGGAGAGGUCACCUUCGCGCCAGGAGAAACUAUGAAGACGUUGAAAGUUGAGGUCCUAGCAGACGAUGUGCCCGAAAUUGAGGAAAUAAUCAAGGUGGAAUUGACUGGUGCCACUAAUGGAGGAAACAUUGGAAGAGACAAAACAGUCAAUAUCAUUGUCCCAGCCAAUGACAACCCGUAUGGGACGGUCUACUUUGAACAGUCUGUGUAUCAAGUGCAGGAACCUCUCGAGGGAAUUUUUGUUGCCAACAUUACUGUCCGUCGAAGUGGUGGUCAUUUUGGCCGACUGGAGGUCCUCUACAGCACCUCAGAGAUAGACAUAGUGAGCAUGGCCCAGACAGAAGGCCAGAACCUGCUGUUGUACUACAGCCCCCCGGUGUCAGGAGUACCCUCUGGCGCCCCCCGCAGGCCAGUCAACAUCAGCUCCCAGGGGAACCCCCUGGUUGUCUGUGCUGCUGCCUGCCUGAGGGAGAGGGCCUGCCAGUCCUUCUCCCUGUCUCCUCCUGGGGGAUCUUCCCCCAUGGCCUCCUGCACCUGGGUGACCAGCGGGGCCGCCCAGCUGACCGCGUCCGCCCAGACCCUCACCUACACCAAAAACACCACGGCCACCGUCGCUCUCUUCAGCUCGCAGGCCGUGGCGGGGAGCGACUACACUACGACAGCACAGACAGCCAUCUUGGAGGACGGCUCAGGUGAAGCCAACCUGACUGUGCCCAUUCUGACGGACAAACUCCCCGAAAUGGACGAGAGCUUCUCCAUCCGCAUCCUGAAGGUGGUGCUGGUGAACUUGACCGUGGCUCAGAAGAACCUGCCCUCCAUAGGGCAUCCGGACAAGGCAGUGGUCACAAUAGGCAUGAAUGGGGAUGCCUUUGGGGUGUUUCUCAUCUACACCCUCAGCCCUAAUGCUACACAGGACGGGCUCUAUCUGGAGGUGAGGGAGGAGCCACGUGUGUCAGUACCCCUGGUCAUAGAGAGGAGGGGGGGCAGCCUAGGGCAGGUGACUGUGGAGUGGAGGUUCGUGGGUGGAAUGGCUACACCAGGCACUGACUUCACCGGGACUGGAGAAACACUUGUCUUUGCCGAUGGCGAUUUUAAGAAGAACAUUGAGAUAGUGAUCGUGGAUGAUUUGGAGCCUGAGGACAGCGAGACCCUGAUGGUUGGCUUGGUGAAGACUGCAGGAGGCAGCCGGAUCCUGCCCAGCUCAGACACGGUCACCAUCAUCAUCCUGGCUAACGACAACGUGGCUGGGGUGGUGGGCUUCCACUCAGCCUCACGCUCUGUCAUCGCCAGAGAGGGGGAGAGGCUGUCCCUGCUGGUGAUCAGGACAGCUCCCGGGCUGGGGAACGUCACAGUAGACUGGACCAUCCAAGGACCCCGCGUUGCCAGGACCUUCACACCCACCUCAGGACUACUAUUCUUCACUGGGGGAACGCUGAACACCACCAUAGUCCUCCAGCUGCUUGAAGACUCAACACCUGAGGAGAAGGAGCUGUACAGGGUGAUCCUGUCCAACGUCCGCACAUAUGGUGUUCUGGUAACGGGUCACGGAGUGUUGGAUGACCAGGGGCGCGAGGCGGUGGUUACCGUGGAGACCAGUGACGGGCCGUUUGGGAUGCUUAGCAUCGCCCCGUCCUCCCUCAGUCUGACCACGGAGGAGCGCGACGCCACCCUCAACGUCUUCAUCAACAGAGAGUUUGGGGCUUCAGGGGUAGUGAAUAUCAGCUAUGAGACGGUCCGAGGAUCCCUCCAGGACCUUUCCCAGGUGGAAGGGGGCGGGGCCCUGGCUGAACCAGGACAGGACUUUCUCUCUGUAUCGGGCUCAGUGAUCCUACAGGAUGGACAGAUCUCUGUGGCCAUCCCUGUCACCAUACUGGAUGAUGACAUCCCUGAGUUGGAGGAAUUUUUCCUGGUCAACGUAACGUCGGCAGUACUCAUCACCACCCUCAGACCUGGUCCUAAACUAGAUACACAUGGUUUGGUGGCAGAAAUCAGCAUUGCUGCCAAUGAUGGAAUUCGAGGUGUCAUUGAAUGGACAAAUACUAACUUUGAGGUGAAUGAGACCAUGGGUAUGCUGAACCUGGUGGUCUACAGGAGCUCAACGACCUACGGAAACGUGUCACUCUUCUUCUACACUCAGAACCUGGAAGGUCAGCUGGGUCUGGACUACAAUGCCACACCAUCGAUGCUCCACUUCGCUGAUGGCGAGAGGCAUCAGUUUGUUGAGGUGCAGAUCAUUGAUGACGUCAUCCCAGAGGGAGCUGAAAGGUUCCAGCUCAUUCUGGCUAAUCCAUCAUCUGGACUAAAGCUGGGAGCCAAUACCACAGCAACGGUGAACAUCUUGGCUAGCGACGAUGGCCACGGUGUCAUAUCCUUCAACAGCAGCCAGCCCUUCCUGCUGAGGGAGCCCACAUCGCUGUCCGGGCUGGGGGAGAGCGUUGCCAUCCUGUACGUUGUGCGUGACCCACCCCAGGGCACCUUCGGCACCGUCACUGUCCAGUUCACCAUUACAAACGCCAACGGAACACUGGCCCAGGACGACCUCAUACCCUGGCAGGGCUUUGUGGUGCUGGAGGACGGAGUCAAGUUCAAGACUUUGGAGAUCUGGGCAGUUCUGGACGCUGAGCCUGAGGUGAACGAGACAUUCACGGUGACCCUGUCCAGUCCAACUGGAGGGGCUCGGCUUGGAGACACACUCUACACAGUCAUCACUGUGCUGCAAAACUCCGCCCCUCUGGGCCUUUUCCGCAUCGCCUCCUCCCUCAACAGCACUGAUAGCUCUGUGGUGGGGAAGGAGGGCGGUAGGACCGUGUUCUUGACUGUGUCCCGCAGUAAAGGUCUGGAGGCAGCGGUCAGUGUGGAGUGGGAUACUCAGUCGGACACAGCUGUUGCCGUAGAGGGGAGUCUUCCAGUGAUGGCAGUGUAUCAGAUCUUCCCAGAGACCCCCACCUCAGGCUGGUGUUCCCUGGCUGGUGGAGCCUCUCCUCUGGCCAUGAGGCUAGACAGGCCCUCAACUGGAGGCUCCAACCAGACCCACGCCACUCUUUACAGGUGGCAGGGGGUGUUGGUGCCUAUACAGUCGGUGACGAUCCAGGACCCUAGGAUGUGUGUGGGUUUCUCUGUGAACGGCUCAUCCUAUGUAGCGAUCACACAUGGCACCCUCCCGGACUCCCCUGCUGUCAACCUCAGCCUGUUCAGCGUGCAACAGGACCUCAAUCUAACCCUGGAACAAUCACUGGCUGUUGAAGCUCUUGAUGUUAAACACUUCUCCAUUGAAAAAAGACACUACUUGAUUGCCUCAAGCCAGGUGUUCGUUUGGACCGGAAGUGUCUUGGCUCUCCAUCAGAGCCUGGAGCUUCAGGGUGUCCUCAUCGUGUCUCCGUUCUCCCAUGUGACCAGCCUCUACCUGGUUGUCUGUGUGAGGAGAAAGACGGGGGACGGCUGUGUGCUGUUCCAGUGGAGUGGAGGGCACUUCCAGAACCCUAGGCCUCUGCCUGUCAGCAGUAGAGCUCAACAAGUAGAGUCUCUCAACAAAGGAGCAGACACUCUUCUUUUGGUCGUCACCGAAGGUUCCUCUUCCUCCUGUGAGGUGUUUGUAUGGGGUUCCCAGCAGCUGUUCCCCCAGCACAGCCAGUCUAUCCCCCACCCUGGCCUGGCCUCUGCCCAGCCCUUCACUCUACCCUCAGGGAUCACCCAUCUCCUGCUGGCUGGGAGCAACGGCUCAGCGCUGUACACCUGGAGGUCUGACAUCAUGCUGUUUUCCCUGGUGCUCACAUCUCCUCCAGCCUCCAACUUCCUCUCUCUCCCUCUCCCCUACAUCAACACCACUAAGAGCCUCCUAGCAGCCACCGAGCCCUCAGGCACCACUAUGUAUGAGCUCACCUCUGUCUCCAACCGUUCCGACUUCAUACCCAGCUAUGGCGAGUUGCGUUUUGUGCCCGGGGACCGGGAGUUGGAGAUUGCGGUAAACAUCAUCGACGACGAUGUCCCAGAGGAGGACGAACAGUUCCGGGUGGUCCUAAAGAAUCCCAAGGGAGGGGCUGAGAUUGGCUUUGGUGGUCAGGUGACCGUGCUUAUUCCAACCAAUGAUGACGCCCAUGGAGUCAUAGGCUUCACACAGGGCUCUCUAUCUGUGGAAGUGGAGGAGUUGACGAAGGGCAACCCUAUCUCUCUGAGUGUUGAGAGGAGGCGAGGAACCUUCAGGAGACUGACCAUCCACUGGGCAGCCAACGGCAGUCUGGAAGACAUCUUUCCCACAUCAGGAGUGGUGACGUUUUCCCAGGGCCAGGUGGUGGCUACCAUCUAUCUGACCGUGCUAGCAGAUAGCAUCCUUGAGCAGAAGGAGAGGGUCACCAUCACCCUGCUGGAUGUCACCACGGUGGGGCUAGACCAGCACUCCAGGGGAGCUCUGAUUGACCCCCAGAGAGCACAGGCCCUCCUCACCAUCUUGCCCAACGGCUCACCCUACGGGUUGAUAGGCUGGCACCUGGACUCCCAGUACCUCCUCACACAGGAGCCUCAGAAGAGUCCCACUAAUGUCACCCUGACCAUUGUGAGGGAGCAGGAGGCUUCUGGGGAGGUGGCAGUGCACUACCAGACAGGACCAGCCCUAUCCAAGCCCCCCUCCAACCAGGCCAGCGCCCCACAGGACUACACACCCCGGGAGGGCACCGUCAUCAUGAAGGAGAACGCCACCCUUGCCCUCAUCACCAUCACCAUACUACCGGAUGAGGCUCCGGAGCUGGCUGAAAGUUUCCUGGUGAACAUCACAGGCGUGGAACUAGUGGGGGGGUUGACGGGGGCGGCCCAGCCCAGUGUGAAGAGGCCUGGCAUGGAGGUGGCUGAGGUCACCAUCCAGGAGAACGAUGACCCACGUGGGGUCCUGCAGUUCAACGUCUCCCAGGAAGAGUCUGGAGGGUUGCUGGCCUAUGAGGUGGCUCCGCCCAGAAACGUCCUCCGUCUAGCAGUGGUGCGAUUGGCUGGCAGGACUGGGAGAGUGGUGGUGUACUGGGAGGCUCGGCCAAUCACUGCCAGUCUCGAUGACUUCACUCCCUCUUCUGGGAAUAUCACCUUUCAAGAUGGACAGGGACAGGCCAUCAUAGACAUCAGCAUCGUGGAUGACGCGGCGGUGGAGUCUGUGGAGCGCUUCAGUGUGACUCUAAUGCGUGUGAUUGGUGGAGCCAGGCUGGGGGUGGAGAUCUCUGUGACCGUCACCAUCCCACCCAACGAUUCACCGCUGGGCAGCUUCGGCUUCCAGGAGAAGACUUUCACUAUCAGCGAGCCAGAGUUCACUAGUGACCCGGCUGCCAUGGCAACGCUGACUGUGGUGCGAAGUGCAGAAGGCGAGGGGGCGGUGACACUGAUGUGGCGCCUGGAGGACACUGCCCGGGACGACCUUUCACCUCUCAACGGAACACUGGUCUUCAAUGAGACAGAGUCUAGGAGAACGCUGGUGAUCCGGGCUCUGGCUGACGCUGUGUUGGAGGGAGACGAGAGCUUCACUGUCCAGCUCCUGGCUGCCAAGAGUGAUGCUGUAAUCGACCCCGUUGAUGGGUCAGCCACCGUCACCAUCCUGGGAGACCGUGCAGCCAUGGGAAUAGUGGGGAUCGCUGAGGCUUCCAGGAACGUCCUCAUCGGAGAACCUCAGGGAGACUAUAAUGGGACUGCUCUGGUCAGCCUUGUACGCGGCCCUGGCAUCUUUGGAGAGAUCCAGGUGUACUGGAACAUCACUCCUGCUGUGGCCUCUGAGUUUGAGGAGCUGUCUGGCGUGGUAACCAUGAGGGACAGACAGUCUGCCGCCACCAUACGCCUCAAAGCGCUGGAUGAUGACACAGCAGAGGAGCGGCGUGUGUACCAGCUGACCUUGACCUCAGUCACGCCCGGGGCAGGGAUCAGCCCCUCGGCCCAGAGGGCCACGGUCACCAUGGCAGCCAGUGAUCUCCCCCACGGCCUGUUCUCCUUUGUCCAAGGCCUCGUCAGGGCCUCUGAGGAGGAGGGCAAGGUCAAUGUGACAGUGGUGCGCUCCAUGGGCAGGUUUGGGAGCGUGUGGGUAACCUACCAGACAGCAGGCAGUGUAGCGGUCAGUGGAGUGGACUUCACCGCUGCCUCGGGUAGGCUUCUGUUUGGCCCAGGCCAGACCACGCGUGGGGUCACGCUGAGUAUCCAUGACGACGACCUACCAGAGGGACCUGAGGAGUUCUACCUCAACAUCACCACAGUGGAGCUCCUCAAUGACAGUAAUGUGGACUUCACUGUGAGGGAGCACGGCCUGCAACGAGACCAGCCUCCAGCCAUCGGCAAAGUUUCCUCCGUCAUGAUCAUCAUCCAGAAGAGUGACAACUCAGAAGGCAUUCUGGAGUUCCUCCCUGACUAUGUCAACAUCACAGUGGAGGAGGAUGUGGGCAGUGCGUCCAUCCCAGUGGUGAGGAGGGUGGGUUACUACGGCCUGGUCACAGCAGAGUACAUCUCUAGGGGUCUGACUGCCAGGGCCGGCCUGGACUACAUCCUGGCCAACGGCUCGCUCACCUUCCUCCACGGCCACAACACCAGUCACAUCAACGUGUCCAUUAUAGACGACCAGGACAGAGAGGACGCCGAGACGUUUGAGAUCCAGCUGUCGGGUUCCACGGGCGGAGCCAUACUGGGUACUCAUCUGAUUGCCAGGGUUACCAUCGCCAAGAGCGACUCGCCCAAUGGUGUGGUCCGUUUCCUGAACGCGAGCGUGAUCACCCUGGUGAACCCCAACAGUAUUCUGAAGUUCAGCCUGCUCCUGGAGAGGGUGGGGGGGUUUGUAGGCAACGCUACGAUAACUUGGAGCAUUCUGGGUCCCAACACCAAAGAGGUAUUACCACCCGUAAACACAGACGUUGGAGAUCCUGUGAACGGAUCAUUCCAUUUCAGAGACGGGGAGGGGGGAUUGCGCACCAUUGAUCUGAGGAUUCUACCCCAUGGGGAGGUGGAGGUGGCAGAGACCUUUGUGGUCGUGCUUCAACUCCUCUCAGGUGACAUCGACAUUGACCCCCAAGCUGGCUCUGUCACUCUCAAGAUUGAGAAGUUUGGAGACGCUAAUGGCAUAGUUGAGUUGACAGAGGAGGACCUUAGAGAGCGUGUGUACAGUGAGCCCACAGCUGGCGAGGGGCCGCUCAACAUCUCCCUGCUCAUCACGCGCAGACAAGGUGCCAUGGGCAACGUCACGGUGCACUGGCAGAUCCUGAGUGACUCUGACACAGCGGGGGACUUCUCGGCCCUCAGCGGCUCCGUGGUCAUCCUGGAUGGUCAGAGGGGGGCAGAGGUGGUCCUCACUCUUCUACCUGACGCCGUGCCCGAGCUGGAGGAGCUCUACAUGCUCCGGCUGAGCUCCGUGGAGGGUGGCGCCACCCUGGACACCAACCGCAGUACCACCCUCUUCAGGGUGCGUGCCAACGACGAGCCGCACGGCGUGUUCAGCCUGGCGGCGGAGCGGCAGGCGGUAGUUGUGGUGGGGAGGGGAGCCGGGUUGGUCAGACUCCUGGCACUGAACGUGACGCGCCAGGCUGGGGCCUUCGGCAACGCCAGUGUGGGCUACCGGAUCAGUACUGGGCCUGGGCUGAAUGGACAGGAGCUGCUAGGGGGGGCGGCUGUGGGGAGAGUCCUGAUCAAGCAUGGAGAGGAAUCAGCCUCUGACUCUGUGCCAAUCAGUACUCAGGUGUUUCUCUCAGUGGGUGUGAACUUUACUUUGGAGCUUACAGACGUGAGCCUCCUGGGACCUCUCUUCAGCUCCCCACCUCGUCUCCUACUGGAGGCCAGGGUCGCCAUAGUGACCGUCCCAGAGGAAGCAGCCAGCGCUGAGGUGGGCUUUGUCUCGUUGGCGUUGCAGGUCUCCAGUGUGGAGACGGGUGUGUGUGAGGCGCUGGUGUACAGGACGGGGUUGUUUGGGGAGGUGAGGGUGGAGUGGAGCGCAGGGUACCCUCCCGGACAGGCUCCGUUAGGAUUCAGGCCUGGAGUCAUCACCCCCAGCUCAGGCUCGGUGACAAUGGCCCAUGGAGAGAGGAGCAAGGCUGUGUCCCUCCAGGCGCUCUCUAAUGUGUCUGAGCCAGCGGCCUUCGCCCUCCACCUCACUGCAGCCGGCUCCAUCUCCCCUGCUCCUGGGGUAGCUAGACUCCGGUCAGGGUUCACGGUGGCAGAGGUUGAGCCUCUGGGGCUGUACCAGUUCGCCCCGGACUCCCGCCAGCUGGUCAUCGAGGAGAACGUGCAGACCAUCACCCUCUACGUCCAGCGGCUCUAUGGUUUUCGUAGCAACCGUACCCGCCUGUCUUACCAGACGGUGUCGGGCAGUGCCCUGGCCGGACAGGACUUCGCUGGAGUGCGGAACGGAGAGCUGUUCUUUGACUCACCUCGCCAGACCUCCGCCAUGCUCCGACUGUCCGUUCUGGACGACGCGCUCUUGGAGCCAGACGAAAACUUCUUUGUCAACCUGACAGACGUCCAGGUACUGAGCGGUGGUGGUGACCCCCAAUCAGGUGACCCCCGGCCCCAUCUCAUCCCACAAUACAGCGUGUCCACCGUUACCAUCCUGGCCAGCGACGUCACGGUGGGGGUGCUGAGCAUUGGGCCGGGACUGGUUGAGACAACAGAGGACAGGGAGGAAGGGAGCCAGCAGGAGAAGAGAGUGCUCCUCAGGGUCCAUAGGUCUAGCAGUCUGGCUGGGCCAGUGAGGGUCAAGGUGCAGGCUUAUGGAGGUGGGAGUGUUGGGGGUCCAUCUCUUCCCUUUGCUCCAGAACCCAACAAGACCCUGGCCCUGGUGGGGCAAGACUUCAAGUUGGAGUCCACCCUGGUGUCACUGCAGGAGGGGCAGAGUGAGGCCGAGGUCAGCCUCAUCAUCCUGGACGACUCUGAGCCCGAGGGACAAGAAGUGUUCUUCAUCUACCUCAGCGACCCAGAGGGUGGUGCGCAGAUCGCAGAUGGGCCCAACCAGCAGGGCUUCAGCUCCUUUGCCAAAAUCAUCAUCCUAGGGAGUGAUUUCCAUAACGGGAUAGUGGGUUUCAGUGUGAGUUCUCUGCUGGGCCAGGUUCUGGACGAGGACUCAGAAGUAAACAGAACAGCCCUACUUUACUUGCAGAGACAACAGAACAGGGCCUUUGAGGACGUUGAGGUGAAGUGGCGGGCCACGUUCAGCAGGGCGGGGCCAUCCCUGGUCAACAACGGAGUGAACCUGACACGGGAGCUGUGGCAGACCUCAGGCAAAGUGCUUUGCAGGAGAGGACAGGUCCUCUGUGUCUUCAGCAUGGAGGUCCGACAGGACCAGGAACCCGAGUAUCAGGCCUGGUUCCUGGUUGAGAUCUACCAGGUGGGUGUUGGCGCUGCCAUCAAUGAAAGUUCCCGCUUUGCCAACAUCACCCUGCUGGAGAGCGAUGACCCACUGGGGCUGGUCUACUUUGCGGUGGGGUCCAGACUGCCUGUAGCCCACCUCAAGACCAUCCACCUCAGUCUGCAGGUGUACAGAGAGGCCAGCACGACCUCCAACAUCACCGUACUCUACCGCAUGCUGGAAGUCCCUCGGGCUGAGGCAGUAGGCCCCACCCUGAUCUGGCCUGCAGUGGCCGGGAUGGACUUUCUGAAAGAAGAGGGCCAGCUGACCUUUGACCUGGGCCAAAGGAGCAUAGGGCUGAACAUCACCCUCACCCCAGACCAGGCCUCCUCCAACCCCCCACCGAAGCGCUUUCACGUGGAGCUGUAUGGGGCCAGUGGAGGGGCCAGGGUGCACCCUGAGUACGGCCUGGCCAACGUGACCCUGGUGUCGGGCACAGAGGCCCAGGCUGUGUGGGCCCUGUUGGACCAGCUCCAGCAGCCUCUGGACACUACCAUACUGGACAGGGUGCUCCAGGCUCUGCUCAGCAAGUUCACGGCACAGCUCACACCAGAACAACUGACUGCUGUGCUGGAUGCACUGGGGAAGGUGCUUACGGAGGCAGAGCGCACCCCUAUUGCGGACAGCAGCCGUGGCUUGACCUAUGACCUACUGUGUGCCAUGGCCAACCCCAGCCGAGUCGACACAGGGGGCCUGAGCCAACUGGCAGAGGUGGCCGAGCGCUUCGCCUUCUCCCUGCUCACACACAGCCAGUGUGGAGCACAGGCUCAAAGGGGGAGGACCAUUCUGGACACUUGUGCCUACAUUUCCAUCUCUUCCUACCACUGGUACCCUACCCAGAUCAACGGGCACACGUUCACAGGCAAGAACUCAGACACCUUUCAGUUGCCAGAGAACCUCCUGGAGGUGCCAGCCUUGCCCACUGGCACCAUCUCCCCCUCAGCCUGCCGCCGGGUGCAGCUCACAGAGUACAGCACCGAACACUGGUUCCUCACCGACAAAACCACCGCGCUCAACGGAAAGGUGUUCUCUGCCAGCCUGCAGGGCCGAGGGUCACGACCCCUGACUGAGGGUAACGAGGUGGUGUACCGUAUCCACACCCCCGGGUUGAGGGUCAAACCUGGCCAGUCUCUGUGCCUUCUGUGGAGCCAGGCUGUUGAGAGCUGGCUGUCAGAUGGGCAGUUCUGCAGAGUAGUGGAUGACAGUGGGAACUAUGUGGAGUGUGCAUGCUCCCACCUGUCUGUGUACACGGCCCACGCCCAGAUGGCUUCCCUGGCCUCCUACAACGAAGCCUUCUACGCCUCAGGCUUCAUCUGCAUCUCAGCUUUCGUCUUGGCCAUCGUUUCCCACCUGCUGUGUUCUCGCUUCCCCAUGUUUGCUGCCAAAUUGCUCACCCACAUGAUGGUAGGCUGCCUUGGGACACAGAUCUGUUUCCUGGUGUCUGCGUUUCGUGGCCGUGUCUUCUCAGAGGACAGCUGUGCCGUUCUGGGCCUCUUCUCCCACUACUUCCUCCUGAGCCAGUUCUGCUGGAUGCUACUCCAGGCGGUAAACUUCUGGCUGGUGUUGGUGAUGAACGAUGAGCAGACAGAGAGACGUUACCUGGUCUACUUCCUGCUGGGCUGGGGACUUCCUGCUCUGGUCAUCAUCAUCCUGGUCAUCGUUCUGCUGGGGGGCUUUGGCUGGACCAUACACAGUGUCUACGGCCUGGUGCAUGGGGAUGUGUGUUUCAUUCCUAAUAUCUAUGCUGCUCUGUGUACAGCAGCCCUGGUGCCUCUCAUCUGCCUGGUUGGGGUACUGGUGGUGUUUAUCCAUGCCUACCAGGUCACACAGCAGUGGAAGGCCUACGACGACGUGUACCGCGGGCGCACCAAUAGCUCAGAGGUGCCCAUGGUGCUGUACCUGUUUGCCCUGGUGUCCCUGGUGUUGCUGUGGGCAGGACUACACAUGGGCUACAGAUACCUAUGGAUGCUCAUCCUCUACGUCAUCUUCAACCUCCUGCUGGGCCUGUACGUGUUUGCUGUGUACUUCCUGAUGCACAACCAGCUAUGUUGGCCAGCCAAGGCCAGCUACACGGUGGAGAUGAAUGGCCAGGGCAGUCCAGACUCCGCCUACCAGGGAGGGGGUACCGCCACCAUAGGGGAGGAGAUCAACAAGUCCACCCUGAACCUCAUCAGAACCAUGGAGGAGGUGUCUGCGGACUGGGAGUGUGCGUCUCUGCAUCCAGACAGCCAGCCCAGCAGUGUGUUUAAGCAGAGCCCUCAGAGUGGGACCGACUCCACCGACGGAGGCUUCAUCAACACCAACCUAGUGGCCGACGAUGAGUCCCAGGACUUUGAUGACCUCAUAUUUGCCUUAAAGACUGGAUCGGGCCUUAAUCUGAGUGACAACGAGUCGAUCCACGGGAGCCAUGACGGUGGGAGUACGGCCCCGUCUCAGAUAGUAGAACUAAGACGCAUCCCCAUCGCAGAUACACACCUCUAACCUCCCACGUUUUUAUACCACAGAGAACAACACAAGUGUUUUUAUAUUUCUACUGCCUUUGCACUAAAACAUCACGUUUUUUUUAAUAGAGUAGUUUUGGUUUUCGUCAGUUGUUUGAUGUCAUGAAAGCCGGUGAUGUUUUUGUCUGUUUUUAUAUGAAUAUAUCAAUGUGUUACUAAAUGAAUGUGUACAAGUUCUCGACACAGUUUUUGAAGCUGAUUUGAUCUCUCCUGGGUGUAAAUGCUUUUGUAUAGUUUUUAGGACACAAGCCAGCACCCUCAAACCUGCUGCUAAGGUUUCUGUAACAUUGUUAAUAAAUAUUUCAACAGAUAUUUUA
Molecule: messenger RNA, 20393 nt
Organism: Salmo salar (Atlantic salmon)
Lineage: Eukaryota; Metazoa; Chordata; Actinopteri; Salmoniformes; Salmonidae
Source: RefSeq, a predicted model, not a curated record